Larimichthys crocea (large yellow croaker) is the source of this 1672-nucleotide messenger RNA. RefSeq lists its product as uncharacterized. The record is from RefSeq and is a predicted model, not a curated record. The coding region runs from base 379 to 1104 and encodes 241 amino acids. The transcript has 2 exons. NCBI's taxonomy places the organism in Eukaryota, Metazoa, Chordata, Actinopteri, Sciaenidae.
CGGACAGACGUGCAAUAGAUGUCUCCCCACAGUCAGUGUCAGUUCGUCUUCGAAGAAAGAGUGAUUCCUGUUCGUUGGCUGAAAACUGAUCCCCAGACCCUGAACCUGCGUUGAAUCUGACCACUCAUUUCCUGCUGCCCCCGAUGCCAGUGUCCUGUCUCUCCACCUGUCUCCGUGCCGGUGCUCUGUGGAUUCUGAGAUUCCCGUCCACUCCCUGCGGACCUUUAGACGCCACCGUCACCCCUCGACCCUCCGGCCCGUUCACCACCUCAGAGACUUUCUCCCCUUACCUUUUCCCCUGAACUCAAUAAAACUCCACUUGUUCGUACACGCAUUUGGGUCUCCUGUUCCGUACUCUGACAGUACGAACUGACCAUCAUGGACCCAGCGGGCGGACACAGCAACAUGGAGACAUCACCGGAACCGCCAGCCCUGGAACGUUUGGGUCGUGCGGAGAGUGACAUGAGAAGGAUGACCGGCGACAUUGCCUCCCUGGUCCGGCUCGGCCACCAGCACCAGCAGCAGUUCCAGCAGCAACAACAGCGAAUCCAGGGCCAGGAACAACAAUUGGCCCAGGUCAUUCAGCUGCUCACUCAACUGACCACUCCAUCUGCACCAGUGUCUCCAGACCCAGGCAGCCAAGGUCCCAACAUCCAAGUUCCAGUGAGACCAGCCCCAGCUCUGGAUGCCCCUGAGCCCAAAAUCGGAAACCCUGAGUGCUUUGAUGGGGAUCCAAGACAAGUACGCGCUUUCCUAACAAGUUGCCGAGUCCAGUUUGCAUUGCAGCCUCGAACCUUUGCAUCAGAAGCUACCAAGGUGGGAUACGUAAUCACGCAUCUGACGGGCCGAGCUCGACUGUGGGGAGCAGCUGAAUUCAACCGCCAGACCCCUGCCUGUGCCUCUUUCGAUGCCUUCGCGAAGGAGAUGGAGAAGGUGUUCGAUGGCGGUUCCCCGUCAGCAGAGGCAUCACGGGAACUGAUGCGAAUACGCCAGGGUAACCGAACAGUGGCGGACUUUUCAAUCGAAAAUUGGCCACAGCUUGUGGAAUAUGCCCGCAUUGGUCGACGCCUUCCUUCACAGUCUGUCCGAUUAUCUCAAAGAUGAGCUUGUCUCUCACGACCUGCCCAAGACUCUGGACGAUGCCAUCGCAUUGGCAAUUCGCAUUGACCAACGAAUCCAGGUCCGCCGAAGAGAGAAGGGACGCUCCACCCAGUCCUCUGUCCGCACUCGGGGUGAGCCCACUACCGAGUUGCCCCCUCCAUCCACGUCCCAGAGCCAGUCUAACCAACCCGAGCCCAUGGAAAUCGGCCGCGCUGCCCUCACUUCCAAAGAACGUCAGCGCCGCUUUAGCACGGGCCUUAGGCGGACACCAACUCGGCACGGUGACCCACAUCACGGCCACCCUAAUAAUGGCACUCUCAGGAAACCACCAGGAGUUCAUUCAGUUUCACCUUCUGACUUCACCCGGACAACCCAUCAUUCUGGGCUAUCCAUGGCUUCCUGCUGCCCCCGACGCCAGUGUCCUGUCUCUCCACCUGUCUCCGUGCCGGUGCUCUGUGGAUUCUGAGACUCCCGUCCACUCCCUGCGGACCUCCAGACGCCACCGUGAAUUACAAUGACUGAUAAAAUGACAAUGAAUUACAAUGACUGAUAAAAUGAUUACAGUAGCAGA